Aphidius gifuensis is the source of this 1090-nucleotide messenger RNA. RefSeq lists its product as uncharacterized. The record is from RefSeq and is a predicted model, not a curated record. The transcript is spliced from 5 exons. Bases 338 to 1090 code for a protein of 250 amino acids. NCBI's taxonomy places the organism in Eukaryota, Metazoa, Arthropoda, Insecta, Hymenoptera, Braconidae.
UGUUAACGAUGAUAAAAUUUGUCCUGGUUGGAUUUCGAAUUGUAAAACAGCACGGAGUAUCGAGUAUUGUCAACGAAAUGAAGAAGAUCAAACGAGUACUAAAAAUUAUUAUUGGAUAAAAAUCGAAAAUCUUGUGACGUUUAAUAAAAUUAUAUUUGGUGAUACAAGUCAUCCAUGUCAGUCGACUCAAUUGUCACGUGUUGUGAUAGGGACUCAUCCAUAUUAUACGAUCAAUGAAUUUUAUCCGGUUUAUUGCGAUUGCCUAGAUGGUAGUAUUCACACUAGGAACGAUACGAUCCGAGCUAUAAGUUUGUUUUGGUCUGAAACAAGUGAUAACAUGGUAGCAACUGGUGCACGUCUUGUUGCAAAAGAUCGAAUGAUUCACAUUCAGCUUCGAGAAGGUAAUCUUUUGCCCUAUGGAGGAGUUGAUAAAAAAACUGAAAGAUGGAUUCCACUUCCAACAUUUGAAUAUAAUGGAAAUUUUCCUAAUGUGGCAUCUUUUACGAAUGGAACAACAAGUUUAUUAAAAGAAUAUUUAGAUUUUAUCUUGAUAGAUCAACUUAAUUCAAGAAAGAUAUGUUUACAAAAACUAACUUUUGAUGAAGAACAUUUGUUGACUGGAGUGAGAUUCAAAUAUGAGAAUUUCAACUCUUUGAAACUUGAAACCAAAUAUGAUGGUUUUAAUUAUCAACAUGGAAACGUUACUACUGAAAGAAAAUAUAAAGAACAAUCAUGUGAACAGCUACCUGAAUUGAUUUUAAAUCAUCCUGAUGAUCCACUUAAAUUUGAAAAAAAUUUGCAUGAUUCUAAAGAAAAUCAAUUUAUUUCUAUUAGAGCAUCAGACUUGUUUAAAGACGCAUCACAAACAACUAUUCCAUUUUUUGAUCUUUUAGAAGUCGCACCUGAAACGAGCGUGCCAAUUACGGGAAUUGAACUAUUUCACAAGGGACAACUUGAUGGUACAUCUGGUGGAUAUAUUUCUUUAAAAUUAUAUCCGUUAAAUUUAACCAUGUACAUGAAUCCACUAUCAGUUUAUUACGAUUUGAAUACUGAGAAUAUCACGAUACCUGAAGUUGAAAAGUCCGUUUGA